Messenger RNA from Hyla sarda, 1671 nucleotides. RefSeq lists its product as uncharacterized. The record is from RefSeq and is a predicted model, not a curated record. NCBI's taxonomy places the organism in Eukaryota, Metazoa, Chordata, Amphibia, Anura, Hylidae. The transcript has 2 exons. Bases 157 to 951 code for a protein of 264 amino acids.
AGCAAUAGCUGUCACUUAAUAAGUAACUUUACAUUGGCAGAGAACAUUAACAGUACAAGAAAAACAGAACUUAUAAAGCAACAUAAUGGUUAUUACUAAUAUUUGCCUCGGCAGAUAAAUUGCUGCUAAAGAUGGUCACACACAAGCAGUAGUUGGAUGGCAGCAAUUUUACCUGAAUCAACUUUAGAGAAAGUCUCAAAUAUAAAAGGGAAAGUUCUUCAGCUGAUUCAGAAAUCCUCUCUGACAAUUCGGUCGGCAAUGAGAAACUUAGAAGUCCUUACAGGAGCGAUCAAUGCAGUACCGUGGGCAAAGGUCCACAUAAGGGACCUCCAGCAGGAAAUUCUAAGGAGCUGGAAUGGAAAUAUCAAGAGUCUGAAUUCCAAGAUAAUAAUAUCACAUGUAACAAAAAAUUCCUUACGUUGGUGGCUACAGGACAUCAAUCUAACCAAGGGAAAAUCUUUCCAGAUAUUGAAACAAGUGACAGUGACCACAGAUGCAUCACAUUCAGGAUGGGGAGGACAUCUUCUUCAGAACAAAUGGGUUCAGGACAAGUGGAGAGGUCAAGGUAUUCUUCUGCCCUCCAAUAUGAAGGCUAUUCACCUUACCCUGUUGUUUUUUGCUCCAGUUUUAAAGAAUCAGUCAGUACUCAUCCAGUCAGACAAUUAUGUGGCAGUUCAUUAUGUCAACAGACAAGGGGGUACCAGAAGCAGGUCCCUGUUGAACGAAUGCAGGAGGUUGUUUGCUUGGGCCAGGAGCAAUCUUUUGGAUCUUCAGGCAGUCCAUAUAAAAGGAACACAGAAUUCGAGAGUGGAUUUAUUGAGUCAAGAGACUUUUCUUCCAGGAGAAUGGUCACUGAGUCUGGCAUGCUUUCAGAAACUCAUAGAGAGGUGGGGAUCUCCUGUUUGGGACAUUAUGGCAACCCAGGAGAAUCACAAACUGAGCAAGUUUUGAUCUCUUUAUCCGGCGGAUUGUCCAACAGUAGUGGAUGCCCUAUCAAUAUCUUGGACAGGCCUCUCCAUUUACAUCGUUCCUCCGUGUCAAUGAUUCAGAUAGUCCUAAAGAAGAUACAACAAGAGAAACCAUCUGCAAUAACGAUAACACCCUUUUGGCUCAGGUGGGUUUGGUUGCUCGUUCUGUUUGAGACAUAUUUUGGAAGCUUCCACUGGAAAUGGAUCUUCUGUCUCAGGGUGGGUUCACACCACGAUUUUGCUAUACGGUUUCAUAAAAAAAUCGUAUGCAACCGUACAGAAAACCAUGCCCAUAGACUUCCCAUUCAAAACCGUAUGCAACAUAAUGUAUACGGUUGUCUCCGUUUUUCAAACCAUACGGUUAUUUACUUUUUUUUUUUUUCGGACAGAAAACCAUGGCCUACCACGUUUUUUGGUCCGGGUGAAAAACCGUAUUAAACCGUAUACGUUUUUUUAAAACAUGGGAGUCAAUGGGAACCAUACAGAACCAUAUGUGCUUACGGUUACAUCCGGUUUUCACCAUUUUUUAAACGUUUUUUACUUUGCACAGGUUUUUUUUCUUGGAAUUUCAAUCAAAAAAAGUGAAACGUUAUUCAUAAUGGAGUAAAAAGUUAAAAACGUAUACGUUUUUUUUCUUAAAAAACGGUUGCAACCGGACAUCAUUUUUCAGACCGUAUACGGUUUUUAAACCGUAUACAGAUAA